GCUGAACCGUACAUUGUGCAUAGAUCAAAGCGUGAAAUGAGACUGAAAGUAAUGAGUUUCUGGUAUGUUUGCUUAAAAUGUCACACUAGGUCAGACACGCUAAUCAACAAAAAUCGCGUACCGCGUUAUUUUGGCUUGCUUGCGUGGGCAUCCAAGUCUCUGACUCAAUCUUAUUCACAGCCCAUCUUUCGGACCCGCAACCAGGUCUCGUGAUGCCACACACUCAACAGAUUCACGCUGGCGACCCUGCGUAUGCUUCUCCUGUAAUUCGUCCUCCUUCUCCUGCAAGUUCUGUGGGAACCGCAUACGGACCUGAUGACACGUCUCUAUCUGACUCAGGAUUGAGUCAGGAUGUUUUCGAGCGAAAGGCGAUCGCCAACCUUCGACUUGAUGAGCCGAAACAUGAUGAAGUUCAUAACUUGAAAGAUCCCUUGAUUAUUUGUCCUAGCGAUCCGCAAGAACAGAAGCUGCUGUUUGAAGAAAUAUUGUGUGGCUUUCGACAGCGUGUUCAACAGUUGGAGGAGGAUGAAAUAUUCCAGCAAGCAGUCACAAACGGUUCUCAAAUUGGAAAGGAGCAACUGCCUUCAGCUGACAACGUGGAGAACUUGAUACAGAACAUGAUGGGCACCUCAAUAGGAAACGAGGCAAGCCACGUACAAGAUGGUCCUUGGAAUAGGCGCAACACUGCUCAUGCAACUUCCACUUCUAGCAGCAUGAGGACCGCGGCCGGGAAAGGCCGACCAGGGCAAUACUGACUCAUCGUGACCGUUUCCACCCUAUUCUAUGAACCUGCUCACACAAUGUACUAGA
Molecule: messenger RNA, 810 nt
Organism: Suillus subalutaceus
Lineage: Eukaryota; Fungi; Basidiomycota; Agaricomycetes; Boletales; Suillaceae
Exons: 2
Coding region: 213-755 (180 amino acids)
Source: RefSeq, a predicted model, not a curated record